Malaya genurostris is the source of this 2165-nucleotide messenger RNA. RefSeq lists its product as uncharacterized. The transcript has 4 exons. The record is from RefSeq and is a predicted model, not a curated record. Bases 522 to 2165 code for a protein of 547 amino acids. Gene Ontology annotation, biological process: SCF-dependent proteasomal ubiquitin-dependent protein catabolic process. Gene Ontology annotation, cellular component: SCF ubiquitin ligase complex. NCBI's taxonomy places the organism in Eukaryota, Metazoa, Arthropoda, Insecta, Diptera, Culicidae. Gene Ontology annotation, molecular function: protein binding.
UUUUUCAAUUUCUUUUCGUCGAGUGCCUUAGUAUGUUUUUAUUCGUGUAUAAACAAUCUUCUUCUUUUCUGGUUGGCGUCAUCUCACUUGAGGCACUCUUGCCGAAUUGCAAGCGAAAAUCUCGCUGUGUGGCUGCGUCGAAUCAUCCAAGUACGGUUGAAAAACCUUUCUUUCUUGCGAAAUACUUGAAUUUUCUCCGGACUAACACGAUGCAACGUGCUCACCCGUUGAGAGUUUCAGCGGAAGUGGUAUAAACAAUCAGUUAAAGGACAACACAUUGGACGACAUCUGUUAUGUAAAUAUGUCGAAUUCGCUCGUAGAUUCCCAACUAUGGAAUGUUUCAUUGAAAUAGUUAUCAUUGGAUAGCAUACCUAUCGAAUUAAUUUAUACAGAAUUAUGCGUCAUAGUGAUAGUCAUAGGUGCAGUAAUGAAAUGGAAAAACCCCUGGUCCGUUUCUGAUGCGGAUCAACCACAGACGAUUAAUCAGAUUCUAGUCACAACACAUCGUUCGUGCUGACGUUAUGGACAGUAUCAAUAGUUUGCCAUUUGAGAUUCUUGAGAAAAUUUUCGAUUACCUUGAUUUGUAUGAGAGAUCAUGUGCCUUAGCCACGUGCAAGCACUGGCACAGUAUUUUGAACUGUACACGAUUUCAACGCCAGCGUCGGUUGGCACUCGCGCACAUUUUCCAGGAUGAACUCACCGAGCAGGAAAAGAUUGCCGUUCAAAAGUGCUGCAAUCUUCGAGUUGUUCACUAUGAAGAUAGUGGAAAUUCCGAUAGUGAGAGUGCUGCGGGCUCGGAAGGCGAUCAAAAUGAGCAACGAAUUGGUAGAAACUUACAUUCGAUAGAAAACUUAUUCCGGAACACUCCUGAGCAGAACUUGAAUGACUUAUUGUUUGGACGGGUGUUGGAUCUAGAGAGCCUUAGUUUGGAAACCGGAUACGAGAUUUGUCGUAAUAUCAUCAGAGAUCGGUUAGAUUCAAUUAAAAAUCUAAACGAACUUGUUUUACUGUUCACUGGUAGCAGAUUUCCCACUCCAGAUACUGGUUUAUGGACGAUACGUCACGCUGGGAUUCAAAUCUUGAAAGUGCAAAUGCCAGUUGAUGGUAAACAUCUUAGUUUUAUAGUACCAAGUUUAACAAGUUUAGAAUUGAUUGACAGUUUUCGGUGGAGUUUGAAUAUGCUAAACACACAUAGCGAGCAGUUGCGGUGUCUGAAGCUUAAAUUGCGGCACAUAGAAAUGCUAGAUGAUUUGUUUCCGUUGACUUUCCCGAACAUGACUUACUUGGAAAUUCGUAACAACCCCUACAAAACUGGUGAGCAGCUUCGAUUCACUCAAACACGUAACGUAUUGGACGAACAAAUGGAGCAACGCUUCGUGGAAGGAAUGCCCAGGCUGAAAAAGUUGCUUCUGGAGGGCAAGUUUACUUUUCUUCGUAUGGGAAUGUCACUCGCAAGGUGUGCUCACACACUGGAAGAAUUAGUGCUGGAAGAUCAGGAAAUCGAGUAUGCUCUGUUGAAAUCAGUCGAGAUGCUACCAAACCUGAAGAAUCUCACCAUAUCGGAGUGUAAAUUUCGCACGUCGUCAGAUAUGCUUCCUACACUGAACUUACCGCAUUUGGAACGUUUCAAUCUAUUCAACUAUAGAGCGAAUAUAGUAUUUGACAAAGGACUCGGUGCUGUGAACUCGCUGGGACUUACACUGUGGGCCGAUAAAAACUAUAAAGUGUUGCACAAGAUUUGUGAAAACAUGUCAAACUUGGAGCGUUUAGAAUUAUUUGUGAACGUUAAGCUGUCCAAUAAUGCGUUGCGACACUUGAAUAAGAUGGGAAAAUUGAAAUCUCUCAUGUUUCAUUAUACUGGUCCAAGCCUGCAGGCGUGGAAGCACUGCCCUGAAGUAUUAAGCGUUAGAAAGUUAUCGUUUCGCGGCUGUGAGAUGGAUCGUUCUACCUUGCUGUCAGUAGUAGAAGCAUUCCCCAAUCUAUACGAGCUGUUUCUAGAUAAAUGUAUUCUAUUUUACUGUGGUGAUACUGUCGAACUCUUGGAACAUAAUUAUAUCAAUGCGGACGGUGAUAACCAGUGCAGAGAGGAAUUGCGCCAACUGCUUCCACUGUGUAGGAUAUCGUUGAUGGAGUCAUUGCUGUGUUGUCAACAUAGCAUAGUUUGA